AAUUCGCAUCCUUCCCCGUCCAGUUGACUGACGGACGCUCCAAUUUCCAGAUCGACACGGCGGCGGCGGCGGCGGCCCAUUGACCAGCGGCUCCCGCGCUAGCUUGCCUUGCCGCGCCUGCCGACCUCGCCCGCCACCGUCCCUGUCCGUCUCUCUCUCAGCUCAGGUGAUUCCGGCCGCUGGCAAUGGGCGCCCACCCUUACGCGCCGGCGGACCUCGACCUCCCGGGCUACGUGCCACUGCGGCUCUCGCAGCUCGAGAUCCUCGUCGCCUACAUCGCCACCUCCCUCUUCGUCCUCCUCGCCGUCUGGCUCGUCUCCGGAAGAUGCCGCAGACUGUCCAAGGCCGACCGCUUGCUCAUGUGCUGGUGGGCUUUCACCGGGUUGACCCACAUUAUCAUCGAGGGGCCCUUCGUCUUCACCCCGGAUUUCUUCACCAAACACAACCCCAAUUUCUUCGAUGAAGUCUGGAAGGAGUACAGCAAAGGUGACUCGAGGUACGUCGCCAGGGACACCGCCACCGUCACGGUCGAAGGGAUCACCGCUGUCUUAGAAGGCCCUGCGUCACUACUUGCAGUCUAUGCUAUCGCAUCUGGGAAGUCCUACAGCCAUAUCCUCCAGUUCACCGUAUGCCUAGGCCAGCUCUACGGAUGCUUGGUCUACUUCAUUACCGCCUACUUGGAUGGCUUCAACUUCUGGGUCAGUCCAUUCUACUUCUGGGCGUAUUUCAUCGGCGCAAACAGUUCAUGGGUUGUGAUACCGACACUGAUUGCCGCAAGGAGCUGGAAGAAGAUCUGCGCCGCAAUUCACCAAAGUGACAAGGUGAAGACUAAGUAAUGCCUGCCAUAGGGAGGGUUUGGCUGCUCGCAACCUGGACACACACUGAACUGUGGAAACAUUGUUUGCUCUGGACACCGAGAUUCUCUUGUGUUCUACUAGAGAUAUGCUUUCGUUUAUCCUUCACAAACAACAUUGUCACAUUCUCUCAAACAACUAUGUAAUACAACUGGAUUUGUGCUUCCCCAUCGAAUUGGGUUGCUGCUUAUUCUUUUUAAUAAAAAGUAUUGCCACCAUGAAAAUCCUUCCAUGGUGUGUGCAACACAA
Molecule: messenger RNA, 1103 nt
Organism: Brachypodium distachyon (stiff brome)
Lineage: Eukaryota; Viridiplantae; Streptophyta; Magnoliopsida; Poales; Poaceae
Product: probable 3-beta-hydroxysteroid-Delta(8),Delta(7)-isomerase
Exons: 4
Coding region: 186-836 (216 amino acids)
Biological process (GO): sterol biosynthetic process
Cellular component (GO): endoplasmic reticulum; membrane
Molecular function (GO): steroid Delta-isomerase activity; cholestenol delta-isomerase activity; C-8 sterol isomerase activity
Source: RefSeq, a predicted model, not a curated record